AUGCAAGUCGGUUUCUUGAUUUCAAUAUUCGCAUGCUUUUUGAUAAUUGAUACUCAUGCAACGAAAGAUCCUAAUACAGCACCGAAUCGUCAUACAGCUGUUCAUUUGUUCGAAUGGAAAUGGAAAGACAUAGCCAAUGAAUGCGAACGAUUUCUUGGACCUUAUGGAUAUGCAGCCAUUCAAGUUUCACCACCUAAUGAACAUUCACUUGUUGAUGGUCGUCCAUGGUGGCAACGUUAUCAACCAGUAAGUUAUAAAUUGCAGUCAAGAAGUGGUUCUGAAACUGAAUUUAUUGAUAUGGUUCAUCGAUGUAAUAAUGCUGGCGUUCGUAUCUACGUUGAUGCUAUAAUUAACCAUAUGGCAGCAGCUGGAAAUAGAGGAUCUGCUGGGUCAUCAUUUAAUUCGGGAUCAAAGGAUUAUUCUAGUGUACCGUAUAGUGCUUGGGAUUUUGCCGAUUCAUUAUGUAAAACUGGCAGUGGAAGUAUUGAAAAUUAUAAUGAUGCUGAUCAGGUUAGAAAUUGUAAAUUGAGUGGUAUGCCUGAUUUAUUACUAUCAAAAGAUUAUGUUGCGAACAAAAUUGCUGAAUAUAUGAAUCGUUUAAUUGAAAUCGGUGUUGCUGGUUUUCGUAUCGAUGCUGCUAAACAUAUGUGGCCAAAUGAUUUAAAUAAAUUGAUUGGAAAAUUAAAUAAUUUACCAUCACAUAUAUUUGGACAAAAUAAACGACCAUUUAUUUAUUUUGAAGUUAUUGAUCUUGGUGGUGAACCAAUUAAAAAUACAGAUUACACGUGGAUAGGUCGUGUAUCUGAAUUUCGUUACGGAAAAUACUUAAGCGAAGUUGUACGAAAGAAAUUCGGACAAAAACUUAAAUAUUUAAAUAAUUUUGGAACUGGUAGGAUUGAUCUAUUACGUUAUCAAACUCUGACAUACUUACGAUAG
This is a messenger RNA of Rotaria sp. Silwood2, 936 nucleotides long. Lineage: Eukaryota; Metazoa; Rotifera; Eurotatoria; Philodinida; Philodinidae. The record is from the annotation of a GenBank genome assembly.